Molecule: messenger RNA, 1212 nt
Organism: Lodderomyces margitis
Lineage: Eukaryota; Fungi; Ascomycota; Pichiomycetes; Serinales; Debaryomycetaceae
Product: glucose-induced degradation complex subunit
Exons: 1
Coding region: 1-1212 (403 amino acids)
Biological process (GO): protein catabolic process in the vacuole; proteasome-mediated ubiquitin-dependent protein catabolic process; protein targeting to vacuole
Cellular component (GO): GID complex; extrinsic component of membrane
Source: RefSeq, a predicted model, not a curated record
AUGCCAACAAGUCAACAGCAACAACAACAGCAACAACAACAGCAACAACAACAGCAGCACCAGCAACAACAGCAGACUCAGGUCGAACAACAACGCCAGCAACAACGUCAGCAACAACUCAAAUUACAACAAAUACAGCAGCACCAGCAACAACACUUUUGCGAUCAUUUUGAUUUUUCUAGACGUGUGAUUAAACCAUUAUCGUCGCUUCUGCAUAACAAUCAUCAUCAGCAAGUUAAAGAGAGCCAACAACCACAAACAGCCCCUGCAUUCUAUAAUGCCUAUCUACAACCAAAUGCGCAAUUUAUUGGAGAACAACAAUCUGGCAAGUCAAGGUUUAGAAUAAAAGUUGAAUUCAAAACCGUUGAUUUAAAGAAUUCAUUAGUUACCGGUUUCUUGCAAAUCAAUGGGUUGACUAAAGAUCACGAGGAGAUAAUUACUUACUUUAGAGGGGAGAUUAUUAAUAAUCCUCUUUUCACUCAGCAACAGCAACAAUCUUCCUCAUCUCGUUUUGGAUUGCACCCUCUAUAUGAUGAUGAAUACAAAAGAUAUUCAUUUAUUGCUGAGAACAAGAGUUGGGGUUCAUCUCCCGAAAAUGACUUAGACCAUUGGCAAAGACUCACUAAAUCCCCAGCUAUUCCAGCGUUGCCAACGUUCCCAACAGCCGCAUAUGCAACAUGUCCAUAUUAUUCUUCUUCUUCUGCCGCUGGUGCUGGUGCUGGUGCUGGUGCUGGUGCUACUGCUUGUCCCCACUCAUCGUCACGUUUAAUGAGUCUUGAUCAAUAUAAUGAAUUUACGAACAAAUUGGGUAAAAUCUACCAGGGCAAAGAGAGUAGUGAUGACGAUCAACAUCAAUAUAUAUACAUGAGAUGGAAGGAGGAGUUUUUAUUACCCGACUCACGAGUAAAACAAAUACCCAAUGCUUCAUUUGAAGGAUUCUAUUAUAUUGUUUUGAAUAUUGGCAAUAAUCAAAGCCUUGAACAAGAUAUAAUAGAUAUGGAUAUAGAGAUGGAUAAAAUUGGAGAUAAACCAAUCUCCAGCAAUAGGAACAAUCCAAGCGGUGGUGCCAGUGGUACAGCUACAGCUGCUUAUGGAUCUAGACCGGGUGAUAUUAAUGGGUUGUAUUAUCAUGUGUCAUCGGAAAAGUUUCAAUCUUUGUCAUUGAGCCAUGUUGAUGAUCGUGGGGUUUCUAGCACAUUUGACUUUAAUUGA